Molecule: messenger RNA, 962 nt
Organism: Plectropomus leopardus (leopard coralgrouper)
Lineage: Eukaryota; Metazoa; Chordata; Actinopteri; Perciformes; Serranidae
Source: RefSeq, a predicted model, not a curated record
CAUUCCCGCCAUCAUCGCGCAGUGUUGCGAGGCGUCGUGUGCGGGUCCACUGUCAACAACAUACGUAUCAGAGAGCAGUUGAAUGCCGGCAAAACAAACUUUCUGCCCUCGGAGGACCUACGGACACGAUACCGUAAUUUAAAAGUUUCAAGACGGCCACAUAAAAUCGUCAGGAUUUGUUGACCACAAGUCCCAGCCUCCAAAGUGCACCAACUGGAUAGUAAGCCAUGUCAACCAUAGUGCCCAAACUCUCCAGCGGUGGCGCUGUGAAGAUCCGCUUUACCAGCCUGGACAUGGGCACCACCAGAUGGAGAGAAGGAACCUUUGAGAUUUUGGAAAAGGACAACAAAGUCAACCUCUGUCUAAGAUUUAACUGUGGCGGAGCAUCCAAAACUUUCCAGCUGAACCAGAACGUGAAGAACAUCAACCAGAGUUUGAACCGAAUCAUUCUGUAUUUGAAGGACAGCAGUGUCAUCACCUUGGACAAGGUGCCCACGUCUGUGGCUCAGAAGACUAAAGAAUACCUGGAAAAGCUGAAGUUGGGAAAACCAGUUUUAAAAUCCCACGGAAGUGCAAACCUCAGUGUGCUCGGGAACCGCUCUGUGAAAAAUGAGACCAAUCCGUCAGGAGAGAGACAAACAACACCGAGGCGGCAGAGUGCAGAAGGCAGAGAGGACACAACACCCCGAAAGCCUCUGGGCAGCCCGAGCAGAGCAGCCUCCACUCCAACUCGCACUGGACUCUCUGAAAAUAGCGUCACACCUGCUGAGGAUACAACCGUGGUCAUCGGUAGCUCUGAGGUGAAGUUAGUGACGCCAGUGGCCGUAGUCAAAUGCAUCCCUGCUGCUCUCCUCUCUAGGAAUCUGGCCAAGUUUAUUAGAAGCCCAAAGCCAUAUGACAUCCCAGAGCUGGGACCAGGGUGCAAAGUCACAGUCUUACAUGCUUCUCUGAGCUUCCUCUAG